Penaeus monodon (black tiger shrimp) is the source of this 778-nucleotide messenger RNA. Its product is annotated as forkhead box protein O6-like. Gene Ontology annotation, cellular component: nucleus. Gene Ontology annotation, molecular function: RNA polymerase II cis-regulatory region sequence-specific DNA binding; DNA-binding transcription factor activity, RNA polymerase II-specific. The record is from RefSeq and is a predicted model, not a curated record. The transcript is spliced from 2 exons. NCBI's taxonomy places the organism in Eukaryota, Metazoa, Arthropoda, Malacostraca, Decapoda, Penaeidae. Gene Ontology annotation, biological process: regulation of transcription by RNA polymerase II. Bases 185 to 778 code for a protein of 197 amino acids.
CCAGUCAGUCAGUCAGUCGGUGGGCCGCGUAGCCUUAGGACGCGCGCUCCUCCAGUGUAGUGAUGAUCAUGUCCACUCGCCUCGGGCCUCGGUGACGACGCGUGUGACCAAUACAUUAUUCCGCAUCAAGUGUCAACCAGUACUUCACUCUUAAGUCUUUGUGAUUUUGUUCUGCAUUUUUGUAAUGAUGGCAACAAGUUUCUUUUCGUUGGUGAAAGAGGAACCUGAUACAGGACACGAUAUUAUGGAAACUACACCUGUGGCACUGCCACCCACAAGCGUGGGCAUGGGCGGUCAUACAUCCCCGGGGAGCGGUGGCCCACAUGUAGGUGGCCCGCCCAUGCAGGCUGGCAUGCCUUUGACACCCGUUACCCCCACCAGCCUUCAGCCUCCCCCACACCACCGUAUCGAGAUUGACCCAAACUUCGAGCCCGUGGCACGCUCGCGCUCGAACACGUGGCCGCUGCCAUGCCCCGAAGGCUACAUGGAAGGGGAAGAGCCCGUGGCGGUCGCCACCGAAGGCCCGGUCCCCGUUGACCAGCCGCGGCCUCCGGGCGCCGUUGGUCCGGGCGACCCUCCGGGCGGCCCGCCCAAGAAGAACACCUCCCGCCGGAACCCCUGGGGCAACAUGUCCUACGCCGACCUCAUCGCACAGGCCAUCAUGUCGUCCCCCGACGGACGCGCCACGCUGUCCCAGAUCUACGAUUGGAUGGUUCAGAACGUGCCCUACUUCAAGGAUAAGGGCGACUCCAACUCUUCCGCCGGCUGGAAGGCAUAA